CGGGGCGAGCUAGUCAUACAAAAAUGUGUGUUUUCUCCUGUUUGAACUUCCAUUGGUGUCUAUGGGUGUGCCAUGGUUCUGUGAGCCGGCCCUAAAUUGUUGACAUCAUUGUUGACUCGGAUCACUUAUCCGUACUGCCGGACCACUCUCUAAGACUACCAUCUUAUCUUUUAACACUUACCACUAUUCAAACGAUAGAAGUAAAGAGACCAGUUUGGAUCAAAGAACUCAGGACUUUCCGAGCAUUUUCAAGAUCCACAGACAUGCCAAUGGUAUAUGGCCGCAUCAUGCGCAAAAACUCGACCAAAGAUCAAAUUUCUCCUCUUCCUCAAGAAUUGGUGGAUAUCAUCGUAAACUACCUGGAAGGCGAUACCCGAACCCUUAUAUCAUGCUCUCUCGUCUGUCGGAAACUAUCAUCGCGCUGUCGAGCCCUCCUCUUCAAGCGAUGCGUGCUCUAUUCAGGCGACGAGUGCAAUAAGCUGCUGGAUUUCCCCGAAUCCACACUUCGACAUAUCAAGACUUUAUGUAUACCGUUGGUUUUUUUCUACCCCCCCGCUGUCCGACCAGAAGUCCUCAAUCAUCCAUCUUUUCAUCAAGUCGUAGCAUCCUUAGGACCUCUUGACCUUGAGGUCGAUACCCUAUCUUGGUCUCAGUUGAACGACGGUGCACGGAAAACCUUGUCAGCCCAUUCUUUCCGCCGUAUUGACAUUCAAUCUGGUCGCUUUCAGAGCGUAGCCGAUAUCUGCUACCUCCUACGCAGUUCGCAUGAUCUGGAGACUCUCAUUCUGCCAAAUCUCCAGAUAGAGGAAACCACGAUAACUCAUCCACCUCAUGAGGUGGGACCGUCAGUGUCGCAUCUGACAGUAAAUUCGGGGGAGGACAGGCUAAGACUGUCCCAGUCUAUCGUUUCCUCCUCGUGUCCCGUAUCUGUCAAUAACCUACGAGUACUCGACGUUAACAUCUCGCAUGCCGAAGACCUUGGACUGUUACGAGAGGUGUUGGCCAGGACAGAGGACUUGCAAGUACUCAAGGUGUCGCAUGAGUUUCUCAAUUCCAAUCCGGAAUUACUGCCGGCAGCAGACCUCAAUCUGACGAAAGUCAAAAGUCUGACCGUCAGGAUGUCGGACUAUCAGGAACUCGAAUGCCCCGUUGUCUAUCCAGCCCUUUUUCGAUGGUGGUGCGAAGUUUGGGCCAACGCCAGAACGACAAGAAUUGACGAGCUGGUCAUUCGGGCGACGCUUGACAGAUUUAAUAAUCCAGAGUUUGAUAUUACUCUGUGGUCUCAGAUAGCCGGGACGCUAUCGAAACCGCCGUGGAAGACUCUGUCGACGCUAACGAUUGUGAUUUAUACCUCGAAUGACCUGUAUGCAGAGAGUAUAUUCUCUCCAUACAUAAAGAAAAUUAAGGACAUCAUGGCUGAUUUACUGUCGGGGACACAGUCUGUGGAAGUCGAUGUUAGCCUGGAAUACCCCGAACCGGACAAUGAGUUCGAGUAUGAUGGGGACGACCCGGUAGAAGGGGAAGAGCCUACUUCUGAUGAUGACUUGAGGAUCGGGUAUCCGUUUUAGCAGACAAGGUGCACCAUCAAUCCAGUCGUUCAGGUUCGAGCCCUUCCAACCAAAUGCAUGUAACAUAUAUUCGUUCCUAAACGGUUUGAGUCGGUGCUUCCAAGGGACUUAUCGAUGCCGAUGCCUACAGUCUUGGACCGAAUCCCACGCUAUUCAUUGAGGAGCGGAAGUUAAGUUCCAGUCCUGCGUCCAAAUUACCGCCCGAAGAGAUCUCCGCCCGUUUCUCGAUGUUUCGGUAUUAG
Molecule: messenger RNA, 1810 nt
Organism: Desarmillaria tabescens
Lineage: Eukaryota; Fungi; Basidiomycota; Agaricomycetes; Agaricales; Physalacriaceae
Exons: 4
Coding region: 264-1568 (434 amino acids)
Molecular function (GO): protein binding
Source: RefSeq, a predicted model, not a curated record